CGGCUGAGAAUUACGAGUCGGGCCAUCAGUAAAAUUAUUGCAAAAUUCAGAAGAAACAUAGCUCACAAAAGAUACCUCGCUAAAUUCAAAGUUGCGGACAAAAACCCUGGUGGUGUCUACUAAAGGCACGUACCCAAUCGGGCUACACAAAGCACGCUGCAUCAGCUGUUCCGGAAGUCUAACCGCACUCGCAACAUGGCGACGCCGACAAGCCAAUCGUCGCGACACAUAAUUGGCAUUUGCUCCACAGUCGUGUAGCAGACUCCCCUGCAGGGCAGAUUUCGUCGAAAUUAGGCUAGGCAACAAAGUUCGGCAGGGUUUGACGUAGAUUAUUUUUAUUGAAAAAUCGUCAGCGCUGGUCGCAAGCCGGAGCCAAAAUGCCGCCGAAGAAGGCUUCUUCUGCCGCGCCGAGCAAAAAGACGGAGCAAAAAAAGAAGGAGAAGGUGAUCGAGGAUAAAACCUUUGGUAUCAAAAAUAAGAAGGGAGCCAAGCAGCAAAAGUUUAUUCAACAAGUCGAGAAACAAGUCAAAUCUGGAGGUCUCCAUCCGAAGAAGGCAGAGGAUCCGAAGAAGCUUGAGAAAGAGAAGAAGCUGAAGGAGCAGCAGGAGUUGGCUUUACUUUUCAAACCUGUCCAGACGCAGAAAAUCGAAAAAGGAACCGAUCCAAAAUCCGUUGUUUGUGCUUUCUUCAAGCAGGGACAAUGUACAAAGGGAGACAAGUGCAAGUUCUCGCACGAUUUGACUGUAGAAAGGAAGGCAGAGAAGAGGUCACUCUACUGCGAUAUGGAGAAGGAUGCGGACAAGGAGGCUGAUAAUAUGGAUGACUGGGAUGAGGAGAAGCUCAAGCAGGUCGUGGAGAAGAAGCAUGGAAGUGGUGGAAAUAGACCUACUACUGAUAUUAUCUGCAAGCACUUCUUGGAGGCAGUAGAAAAGUCCAAGUAUGGUUGGUUCUGGGAAUGUCCAUCUGGUCAGAAGUGUAUUUACCGCCAUGCGUUGCCUCCUGGUUUUGUACUGAAGAAAGAUCUUAAGAAGGAGGAAAAGAAAGAUGAGAUUUCGUUGGAAGAUCUCAUUGAGAGAGAAAGAGCCAAUCUAGGACCGAAUCAAACCAAGAUAACAUUGGAGACCUUCUUGGCUUGGAAGAAGAGGAAACUAAAGGAGAAACAACAAAAGGCCAUCAAGGAUGAAGAAAAGAAACGAAAUGACCUCAAGGCUGGACGCCAAGUCGGUAUUUCUGGACGAGAAAUGUUCUACUUCAAUCCUGAUCUUGCAACUGGAGAUGGUGCUGACGAUGGCGAUGAAGCUAUCGCCAAUUACGAUCGCGAAGAAGGCGAAGAAGAGGAUGCACAGUACCGAGAAUUAGACUUAAAUGAACUUGUGCUAGAAGCUAGUCAAGUUGAUACCACUGGAAUUUGUACCGUCGCGAAAGAUCGAUCGAAAGAUCUGGCUCAACCUUCCCAGUCAAAUGACGCUAGUAAUAGUGAAAGUCCUGUAUCGUCUGCAGACCAAGCAACAGCUUUAACUAUCAAUGAGAACCUCUUCAUGGAAGAAGACCUGGAAGGCAUUGAAGAAGAAUUAGGGGACCUGGAUUUGGAGGAGUGAUCCAGGCCUCCCCAAUUUCUGUUCUCCUCUCUGUCCUUAACUGGUCAAUUUCAAGCAACUGUUGAUCUUUCAUCACAUUUUGAAAAACUCAAGACUCUUGCGUUAUUUUUCUGUUUAGAGUGUGCAAUUUUUAUACAUGGUACUUUGCACUCAUACCUACCACUCAACAGCUACUUCAAGAUACUUCUUGUGCAAAUAAACGCUUCAAACUAGAAAUAAAUACUGAUUUUCAGUGAUCUAUUUUUUACAUUGGUUCUGAGAUUCUUGACUGCAUAUUAUUCUACAUUAUUAUCCAAUUAUUAAUAUUUAUAUAAUUAAAAUUUUUUUAAGUAAUAUUUAAUGUCACUUUUGUUAGGAUGUUAUUUUAUUCUAAAAAUAAAUUUUGAUAUCAACAAAUAACUCGAAUUAUAAGUAAAAUCUUAAAUAAAAAAAUCCAUAAUAGUUUUAAAAAA
Molecule: messenger RNA, 2050 nt
Organism: Nasonia vitripennis (jewel wasp)
Lineage: Eukaryota; Metazoa; Arthropoda; Insecta; Hymenoptera; Pteromalidae
Product: zinc finger CCCH domain-containing protein 15 homolog
Exons: 7
Coding region: 378-1598 (406 amino acids)
Biological process (GO): cytoplasmic translation
Cellular component (GO): cytosol
Molecular function (GO): mRNA binding; metal ion binding
Source: RefSeq, a predicted model, not a curated record